This is a messenger RNA of Manacus vitellinus (golden-collared manakin), 2950 nucleotides long. RefSeq names its product heme binding protein 1 (gene HEBP1). The record is from RefSeq and is a predicted model, not a curated record. Lineage: Eukaryota; Metazoa; Chordata; Aves; Passeriformes; Pipridae.
AUGCUGGGUCAUGGUGAAGAACUCCUGCUGAGCACGGUGGAGGCAUUGCCCCUGCGGGUGCUGAGCAAGGGCGAGAAGGAGCAGGUCAGCUACGAGGAGAGAGCGUGCGAGGGCGGGCGGUUUGCGGCGGUGGAGUUGGUGGGGAAGCCGUUCGACGAAGCCUCGAAGGAAGGGGCAGUCAAGCUCCUCAAGUACGUCGGAGGGAGCAACGACAAGGGGGUUGGUAUGGGCAUGACUGCUCCUGUCUCCAUCACUGCUUUUCCUGCUGAAGAUGGCUCCUUUCAGCAGAAAGUGAAAGUGUCUCUGCGAAUCCCGAGCCAGUUUCAAGACAACCCUCCUCAUCCUACUGAUGAAAGCAUUAAGAUUGAAGAGAGACAGGGGAUGACCAUUUAUUCCACGCAGUUUGGUGGCUAUGCCAAAGAGGCGGAUUACGUGAACUAUGCUGCCAAGCUGAAGGCUGCUCUGGGGAGUGAAGCUGCAUACCGCAAGGAUUUCUACUUGUGCAAUGGUUAUGACCCCCCUAUGAAGCCUUAUGGACGACGCAAUGAGGUCUGGUUUGUGAAAGAGUGAACAUCUGGCUCCCCGUGCUGCUGCCUUGCACUGAUAACCACCCCACCCUAUGUCCCUGUUCUCUUUAAAAUAAACUAAUAAUUCAGCAGAGGCGAAAAACUAUCAUUGCCUUUCUCCACACCUAUGCCGUAGUCUUUUAUUGACCAGCCAUUUUAGAAGAACACUUGCUGACCCUCCUGAUGGUCCUGCUCCUUCAUUCCAGACCAGGUCCUCAGCUACACAGACUCUCUUGAUCUCUCUGUGGCUUGCAUUAUCUCCUUUGUGCUCCCAUAGUUCAAUGCUGAGAAAGCCAAAAGUACUUAAUUAGCAAGACUGGUGCCUGACAGGAGUCACGUCCAAGUGUUGGCAGACUAUUAGUCUCACCUGAGACGGGCAGGGGAACAUGAUGAAAGUGCACACAGUCAUACAGUGAGUUUUUUAUCUCCUUGACUUUUCUGCAGCUGUAAAAUGCUGCUUUUAUCUUUGCCAUUCCACAAGCAGUCUAAAGGGACACAGGCAUUGCUGCCAGCACAGCACAGUGAAAAUAAACAUCUUUUAAUUCAGAGUGUGCAGGAGAUCAACGCUUCUGUCGUCUGACUGAGAAAUGUCAUUUAGAGAAAGAUCCAGGUUUCUGUUUGCAGCUGUUCUUCUGUUUGAGGUGAGACAUUUUGGGGCGUGCUAUGUCUUGAUCUCAGCUAGCAGCUGGACAAUGUGACCUGGAGACCCCAAGAUCAUUUCCUCACCUUCCUGUUGCUUUUGUGUAACAUUUCUUUAAAACCAGCCUAUACAAGGGCCAAAGCUAAAAUGUGUCUGGUAAUCUAAUUGAAUUAGAAAAAUACAGGCUGGGAAGAAAGCAGAUGCUUAUCAUUUGUGAUCUGAGGGUGCAUUUGAAGAAUGGUGAACAUAUAGUGAAACUACUGUGGGUGCCAAUCUUUAAAAAAACUUCUCUUAAAUGGUGUCUGUUUUUGAAAGGCUACUGAGAGCAGCUGUUUUCUUUAGAGGAGAAGGAGAACAUGACUGUUCUUGAAAACUGGGACUUAUAUCAAAUGAUGAAUAACAGCCUUUUGGAAACUUCAAAUACAAUACCAAGUGUGGGUCUUGUUUCAAGAAGACCAACAAUAUUGAACUGUUAGGCAUCAAACCAGCAUUUUAGCUGUGGGCUCUGCCAGAGACACAGCAGAAUGCCCUCAGUGGGAAUGCACUCACACACCAUGCUGCUGUGGGUGCCUGUAUAAUUCAUUACCUCUACUAAAAGAGGUGUGGUCCUCUGAUGAUUAAGUGCCCGAAAGCUCAGGUGCCUUCCAAAGGCCAUUUUCCCCUGGAGCUGAAAGAGACAUUUGUCAGGUGGCAUCUUGGCUUUUGGCUGAUCAAGCUGUUUGCUUACAGAGAACUAAUCUCAGGAGUGAAAGGAGAAAACUUGAGUUUCUGAUGUGCUUUCCUUUUCUCUCUUGCUGAGCCAUAAAAGAGCUUUGCUGCGGACCUCAUGAGAGUGUUUCAGUCACUUGAGGGGACUGUGCAAGAGCAGCUAGUUCAUGAUGGGUAAAAAGAGCAGAUAUCACUUAAUUAAAAACAAACAACAAGGGAAAAGCUACUGGCUGCAGUUAGUGAUUGCAAUGCAGAGGAGGGAGAAUCAAAAGAUAAAUCAAGACAGACAAAGGAUUAGCUUUCAAAGGAAUUUUUUAAGCAGCAAAUGCCCCUUUAAGCCCAUUCCUAAAUCCAAAGGGACCUAUUCAUGUCCUGUAUUAUUUUUACCUGUAUGGGUAAGGAAUGGAAGAGCACAGUGCCGUCUGAUUUAUGUGUUCUCAGGUUCAUUUUGGACUUUGUGUUUAGACUGUGGAUACAGUCCUUUCUGGCUACCAGUGGUGAAUGUCCUGCAAUUAUCAAAACCUUGACAUUUCUCAAAAUUUAUCCUGUGAAAUCUCAGAUGUUAGGAAGGCCAGUUAUAAACCUUGAAGAGAACUGCGCAUCUCAGCAGCAUGGUGGGUUUUUCCAUAACAUGCAUACACUCUAAACAGAGAGCGAGAGCUUCUGAACAAACUAUAAGAGUAAUCACAUCUGUAGGCUUUGCCUACAGCAGCCCUGCUACUGGCCUUUUGCAUGUGGCAGGCAGGAUAGAGUUUCAUAAACAGUGUUAAAUUAUAUCAAAGCCUUAAGCAAACUGAAUUGCCUUUUCUGUAUGCAAAGAUGCUUGUGUUUUGUCUGCAUUUUCUGGAGUUUUGAAAUAAAUAUAAUAUUGUGAUUUACAACUUCUGUGUUGAUCGUUGACUUUGUGAGCUCAGUGGGAAUUGUUGAUUUGCUGGACUGUAGGUUGCCAGUUUAUUCUUCUUUUUCAGGUACUAAUCAUGUCACAGCAUCUAUAAAUAGUCAUAAUGCUUUUUCCAAUAAAUUGCUAUUUUAGGUA